GAGAACUCUGCUCGUCCAUGAUGCCUUCUCCUUCAUCUCAUGAUCACGUCCUCCGCAGAUCUUUCUCCAAGCAAAGGAGCUUCCCUCGCUCCUGUAACCACUCAUACAGAUUCUACAUCAACCUACUCAUCACCCUCUUCUGCGUCUUCCUCACCCUUCUCCAGAUCCAGACUGUGAUCAGAACAUCGACGGCUCCCUUCACGUUCCCCUCCUCCUACUCCGCAUGGCCACUGCUGGCUCACCAUGUUCAUAACCUAAUCGGCGAGCUCGAGCUGAGUCAGAGGUCGACAGACGAGCCACGGGGCAAUGUCACGUUCCUCCCCCUCAAGGACCUUCGAUUCGCCGAGACCGCCAUGGUAGGCAACACUUGGUUCAUGAGCUCCGUAAAUGACACCAAGGAGAAAGGCGAGGCUGAAUACCUCUACUUCCCAUCGAAGGAGAUGGACGGCAAGCUGCUGUGCUUGGGUGGUGGUAGCGCUUCCAACGGCACCAUGAAUUCGUAUGCUUUGGCACCAGCGGAGGCUCUUCCGCCGAACGCCAAGCUGCUUUCAGGGCUGACCUUCGUGUCGGACACCUACUACAGCUACGAUAACAUAUUCCAUGGGAUAUCAGCGUUGGCGCCCUUCGUAGCAUGGCACGAGAGGAAGGCCUGCGUCAUGCCGGCCAGGUGGGUGCUGUACCAGCAAGGGGAGAUAAGAAGAAACCUAAAGAUCCCGUGGAUUCGGACCUUGAUGGAGGCCACCUUCGGUCCGAGCAUGGAGAUCGAGCAGUUCCGCAAGAGCGACGAGGGACCGAGCUGCUUCGAGCAGGCGGUGGUGUUCCGCCAUAACCAAGGAACCAUGGGUAGGGAGAGGAAGGAGAAGCUCUACGACUUGCUGAGGUGCAAUGCUCGAGCUUACUGUAACAUCACCAGGGAAGAAGAUGAUCUCAAGGCCAUAAGGCUCACGCUGCUGCUGAGGGUGGGUGCGAGGUCGUUCAAGGAUGACGACGCCGUGAUCCACAUCUUUCGGAGGGAAUGCAGGAAGGUGGAAGGUUGCAGGCUCAAGGUUGCCCACCCAAACAAUCUAACCUUCUGCGAUCAGGUGAAGCUGAUGAGCGGAACAGACAUCCUGGCGACGCCACACGGAGCCCAGCUGACCAACAUGUUCUUCAUGGACAAGAACAGCAGCGUGAUGGAGUUCUUCCCCAAGGGGUGGCUGGAGCUCGCGGGAGUUGGCCAGUACGUGUACCGCUGGUUGGCCGACUGGUCCGGAAUGCGGCACCAGGGCGCAUGGAACGACCCCCACGGCGAGCCAUGCCCUCCCGGCCUCACCACCUCGUGCUUCUCCUUCCUCAAGAACCAGCAGUUGGGACACGACGAGGCCUUCUUCUCCAACUGGACCGCGCGAGUCCUGGGCGAGACGAGGAGAUACAAGCUGCAGAAGCCAUCCACGGAAGCAGCUCAAGAACGUGAAGUCCACUGCAAGUGUGGCUAAUCCGCUCACCUUCAAACGGUGAUCGGGUAGAAGAUGCAAUAUGACGCAAGAGU
Molecule: messenger RNA, 1528 nt
Organism: Musa acuminata subsp. malaccensis (wild Malaysian banana)
Lineage: Eukaryota; Viridiplantae; Streptophyta; Magnoliopsida; Zingiberales; Musaceae
Molecular function (GO): glycosyltransferase activity
Source: RefSeq, a predicted model, not a curated record